UUUUUAAACGAUGGCUGUGGUACCGCUUAUCUGAUACUCAGAACUGAGACAUCCAUGGUCAUAGAUUACGGGCCCCGAGUGGCCGGCAGCAUUUGCUUGACUGAAAUCCUAGCCACCGACUGAGUGACAUGGGUGCAGUUUGUUGCAAGGAUGGCGCCAAGGAGGACAACCAGGGAGGAGCCGGGCGCCAGGCCCCUGCGCCUUUCCCGGGGCCAACACCGUCUGGGAAAGCCCUAGCUAAUAAUUCAGCAGAAGAACCCACACUUGUUACGCAAAUUGCGCAGCAACCAAAGGACGCUGGGCUCGCUGCUCCCGACCAAGCGAAUCCGCAGGCCGCAACGUCACCUGCUGCCACACCGGCUGCCGCAGAAGAGGUUGCUGAUCCCGCUCAGGUUCAGCUAAACGAAUUUUCAGGCAACGAACGAACAGGAAUUCCUGCAAAGAAUGUGCCAACUGAGGCAGAACCCCAAGGACAAGAAGCCGCCAUUGUAUCCCCACGGGUCGCGGUUCCAACGUUGACGGCUGAAGCGGAGGCAGCUUUUCAGCCGGUGGUCGCGCCGGCUGAAGCUCAGCCCACUGACAGUGCUCCUCCUCCAGUCCUGGUGGAGCAACAAGCCCCCGCUCUGGCAGCAGAACAGCCCGUCCAGGCUGCCGCGGCACCGGCAGCGCCUGCGGCUGGCAGCACAGAGCAGUUUAACGAGGGCGCCCCAACUCCAGACGUACCGUCUCGGCCUACUGCUACGGGCAACGAGAAACUCCUGCAGUACGUUUCCCCAUCCCUGGCCGGAAGUCACGGGGAUGGCGAGAAGGACCAACGGGUCAGGGUGGAGACAACCCGACGACCCGGGCAGGGCUCAACUGCACCCGCUGAGGGAUCGUCUACCGCGUCGUACAGCCAGAGCGCGGCCUCCUCACAGCAUCCCGGCUCAUCUCAGCAGCACGGCUUGGGCGGCUCGACGGUUGGGGCAGGGAGUGCGAUGUCGCCCAUGGGGUCAUCUGCCGCCCAGCAAGGAAACUUUACGGCAGGUGAGGCACCGAUGCCAACGGCGCCUUCCGCCGCAGGAACCACAACGGGCGGCGUCGAGUCCAUUGCAGGCUCCGCACAGGACAGCACACAGUCAUCUGCGACGCCCGCAUCCAAGAACUCUAGCGCGGGCUUCAUGUUUGGCGCUCCCCGCAUGAAGGAGCAUCGCAAGGAUCGUCGCAAAGGUCCCAAGCGAGGAGCCAAAUCGCAUUCCUCCAAUUCCGACGUCUCUGGUGGUGCGGGGCAGCAGCCGGGCAGCGACGUCACUGGCAGCAAGGCCAGCAGCGCAGGCCCGCCGGGCGCCGGCAGCAGCGCCGCCGUGCCUGCCACGGGCAGCAGCAAUCGCGAUGCUAGCCUUGCCAGCAGCGACAACCCGACCGCCUCCACCAACGUGCGCUUCGGUGGGGCACCGGGCAGCAGCUUCGCCCCCUCGACCGGUGGGCCCAAUGUCGACGCCAGCAUCGGCAGUACCGGGGGCGCCGACGGCUUCCGAUCCGUGGGUCGGCGCAUCAAAGCUAGCCUGAAGGGCGGCCCCAGCGGCGGCUCCUCCUCCGAGAGCAAUCCCGCGCGGUCUGCAAGCACCGCCGGCAGGGCCACAUCGCAGACCAUUGGCGGCGGGUCUGGGCUGCUGGAGGAGGCGGUUCCGGAGGAGGAAGAAGAGGAGGAGGACGAGGGCGAGGCCACCGACCGCAGUGGCUCUCCGCGCAGCAGCAGCGAGCAUCUGAGCAUCAUGUCACCGCCGGAGGGCAGCGAUGUAGAAAAUGUGUUGCAGCUGAUCUGCAACAUCUUCCAGCUGCCGGUGGCGCUUGUGGCGGCGUACCGCUCCUCCAACAUCUUCAUUCGCAGCACCGCCAUGAAGCUGACCGAUGACGACCAGUGGCGCUACAGUCUGGCGCAGUGGUCCAUGCUAAACGCAAGCGACCUGCGGGAUGUGCUGCUGGUGCCGGAUGCCACCAAGGACGAACGUUUCUGCAAGUACUACUGCGUGACUAAGGAGCCUCGGGUGCGCUUCUUCAUGGCCUCACCGCUGCGCAGCUCCACCGGAGAGCUGCUGGGAACCCUCUGCAUGGCGGACUUCAACGUGCGGCUGCUGGAGCCCGCCAACCUGCUGGUGGUCAACAACCUGCAGACGCUGGUGAUCCGGCAGCUGGAGCGCGACAUGUCGCUGGCGGCGGAGCGGCUGGAGAACGAGGCGGCCACGGAGAAGCUGCAGCAGGAGAUGAUGCGCGCGCUGGACCACUUUGACAAGUGCAUCAUGUUUGUGGAUACCAGCAAGCCCGGCUGGGAGGUGCUGUACACCAACAUGGCAUGGGAGCACGUGACAGGCAUUCCCAGGGAGCACGUGAUGGGCCGGGUGGCGGCCGCCGAUCCCAGUGUCCCACGGGUCCAUGUUAUGGGUCGCCCGCUGCAAGACUUCUUCAUGUCACUAGGCGGUGCAGCGCUGGACUGGUCCUCCACGGCCGCCGACGUGGCCUCGCGAGCGGAGUUCACCGUGCACCGGGUGGCGGUGCGGCAGAAGCCCGACAAGCUGGUGUCGCUGCAUCUCAGGCUGGCCACGGACGAGUCGACGGGCGAUCUGGAGGGUCUUCUGCCCAAGGGGCUGCCCGCGUGGGUCAAGUCGCGCGGCAAUGAGGCACACAACUACUUUGUGUUUGUGGAGGAAGCCACACAGACCACUGGCGGCUCCACCGUGUACGAGGCGCUGGCCAAGCACGUGGAGAAGGUGCCGGGUCUGGAGCUGAGCCACCUGCUGGGCAAGGGCGGCUUCGGAUCCGUGUACUAUGGAACCUGGAACGGCAUGCCGGUGGCGGUCAAGAUGAUUGACAACAAGCUGACCAAGACCAACACCGAGGGCAUCUCCCUGGAGGCGCUGAUGGGCCAGGAGCUCUCACAUCCCAACAUCGUCAAGACCAUCAAGUACGUCAUGCGCAGCGCGCUCAACGCCUCGUCCAUGUCGGGAUCCAACUCCCGCACCGGCAUUGGCUCCAACACGCGUGCUGGCAUGAGCGGCGGGCACCUCAUGAUGUCAACCAUCGUCAGCAGCCGGAAUGGCAGCCGGAACAUCGCCGUCCUGCCAACCAGUCACGAGGCGGGCGCCGGUGCGGCGAACAACGCCGGCCACGGAUCUGCCGGCAACGUCGGCAUCGCCGGCGGGCACGUCCCCGGCGGCCGCGUGUCAGCAUCGGGUGCGCAGGGCGCGGCAUCGCCGUACUACAUGACGUCCGCGCAGCCGGGGCUCUCCGCCAUGACGAGUGCGCAGAUGGCGGCAGCGGCGGACCUGACAUCCGCAUCCGCCAUGCAGCACCACUACCAUCCAACCAUCGUCACCACCAUGAACAGCGACGCCACGACGGCGGCCGGCGGAGGCAGUCAGUCAUCCUUGCCCCACGCGUACGGCAACAUGGCAGAUCAGUACGGCAGCGGCGGCAUGCCGCCCCGCGUCGGUAACCUCAUUGGCUCCACGCCUCCCACGCCCGGGCAUGGCGGCGGUGAAGACGGCGGCGGCACGAGCGCUGCCACCAGCGGCCUCACCGCCGUGGGCCCGGCCUCCAUCCAGGCCUCCUCGGUCUCCACCGCGGCGGGGCCGCCGUCCAUCGCCAGCGGCAGUCACACGCCAGCCAACGCGAACGCUAUGCUGUCCAGGGAGUCCUCUGGUGCAAAGCUGCAGAACCCGCUUCGCGUGAAGUCUUCCGAACGGCCGCGCUCCUCCGGCAUCCUGCCAGCUCCCUCACCUGCAGGAGCGGGUGCAGCCGUGCCCGCCUCGCAGCCUUAUGGCGUUCGCUUCCCGGCAAGCGGCAUGGGGCCGGCGUCGCCCAGUGCUCGUGCACCCGCCGCCGCUCCUGCUGGCGCAGCUGGGUACCCGCCGAGUACGGCAGUUGUGCCGUACCCGCCGCCAGGCACCGCCGCCGCGGCUGGCGUGGCGGGACUGACCCCCGAGCAGCAGACCGCGGCCAUGACGUCGCGCUACUCCCUGGCGUUCUCCACCAUUACCUCCAAUGGCCAGAUGCUGGCGCCUGGCAAGGGGUCUCCUUCCAGCAGCAGCGGCCCCACCACCCACAUGCCCCAGGCCAGCGUGACCAGCGGCGAGGACAUGGGCGAGGUGUGGAUCAUCAUGGAGUUCUGCGACCGGGGCAGUCUGCAGGAUGCGCUGGACCGCGGUGCGCUGAAGCUGAGGAAGCCCUCGGGCGAGCCCGGCGAGACGCACCUGCCCAUGAUGGUAGCUACGGCGUGUGAGGUGGCGUCGGCGCUGCAUUACCUGCAUGACAAGGGCAUUGUGCAUGGCGACUUGACGGCCUGGAACGUCAUGCUCUGCACCGCGUCUAACCCGCAGAAUGACCGCAGCGGUCGCAACUUCACGGCAAAGGUGGCGGAUUUCGGUCUCAGCCGAACCCUGGAUUUGAGGUCCAAGAUUAAGACCAGGACGUACGGCACGAUCAGCCACAUGCCGCCCGAGUGCCUCAUCUCGGGAAUCAUCAGCAAGGCCACGGACGUGUUUGCGUUCGGCGUGCUGCUGUGGCAGAUGUACACGGGGCUGCGGCCGUGGGCGGGCAUGAACCACGGGCAGAUCAUUUACAACGUGGGCAUGAAGAAUGUGCAGCUGAUCUUCCCGCCCGGCACCCCGCCGGCCAUUGCGGACCUGUCUAGCAGCUGCACUCGCACGGAGCCCACUAAGCGCCCCUCUUUUUCGGAGAUCCUGAGCAAGCUAGACGGCAUCCGAGCCAGCCUGGGGUUGUAGCCGCAUGCGGAUGUGGCCGCCUGGCACCGCAACAACACACGGUUACAACCACCUGGGGUCUUUAACCGCCGCCUUGGCUUUCCUUUGGCAUGUAGGCGCCGACGCGGUUUGCAUGCGGCCUCAUUUCGACUGUUGGGCAGUACUAAAACUGGCGUGCGCUGCUUGCCGCCGGACCCCAUUAGGCAGCACGGGGGACAUCGGAUAGGUUCCGGUCUGAGAAAUGGGAAAAGUUGACGUCAGCGGUAAAUGUUGCUAAGCAUGUUGAGGGCGUUGCUGGGGGGACGCGCUUUUGAGUAGCGACAUUCAGGGCGGCGGUGGUGACAUUGUUAAGGAUUGUUUGGAUUGAUUCCCUUUUUCCGCUCACCUGGCGAGCCACGCCGGUGUGUGUCCAAGACAUGGCAAAGAAUUCGAUAUGUGAGAGAGCGCAGCAGUGCAUGGCGGAAAGAGGAGUUGUGGGCAGCAGGGUAGACACUGGCGGGGCUACCACCCCAGGUUUGAGUCGCCUCGUGGGUAUCGGGCAGUUGUUGCAGCUGAUUCCUGGCUACGGAGGAAUGCAGCAAUGAAUGAGGGUGCUUAAGGCGGUUGAAGGUGGGAAGAUGCGUCGGACUGGGUACCACUCGGAGAGGGACAGAUUAGGCAGGGAUUAGGGUAAUGCCAGGAGAGGGGAAGUAUGUGGAUGGAGGAGGGCGGGGUUUCAGAGAGGAUGCUCCCCUACGGUUGGGUUUUUGCUGGUCUACUGGGCGGUGUGUUGGGGGCAGCGUUUCGCCGGAAGGCCGUCACGGCUGGGUUGAAGGAGGUUGUACGCCUAAAACUUGACCACGUGCUUUACGCGGCCGGGGCGGAUUGUGGGUUGGCUUGCUGUUCGGAACUAGUUACUGAAGCCGCAGCAUGCUUCGUUGCGGUGCGCCGACUGAACUGUUUUGUUUGCUGGUUCUGAGACUAUUCAGGAGUUCCAAUGCAGUGUUGCUUCUGCUUUGGUUUUAGUAGGCAAUGCGGAAUGGGGCGAAAGACGCGGGCUGGGAGUUAUGAUGUUGCAAUCAGUCGUUUUUAUGCGGUUGGGGCCGCGGUUGGGCCCUCUACUAGACACCAAUAAGUUGGCGGAUGAUGCGCGUGUGAAGGUCUAUUGGAUUUGAACUCGGAUGGAUGUACGUUUCGAUUGGCGCUACCUUCAUCAAGAGGUAGACAUCGGUAGUGUGGAUGAAAGUAGUGCAGUCGUGCGUGCAAGGUAUCAAGGACCGGAUACCGUGCAGGCGAAACGCCCCGUGCGUUCAUGGUUUGUCAGGAAGCGCCACUCUCGCCGCCCAGUGCUGAUCGUACAUGGCAUUUUGCUCGCACUGAAGGCAUGGUUACCUGCCGCUUUGCUUUCCACUGGCUGCUUUGCUUACUAGGCUUCUAUCGUUAACGCCUAAGGCUUACCGGGCGUAGUGCAUCAGACCUUUCUAUGCCACCCGGCCUGGGCUUCAUAUGGGCAACGUUCAUUGUUCAAGCCCCUUUGCUUUGCUGAAUGCAGGAAAAGGAAACUGGCGAUGGACGGAUGGUGUUGCUGUUGUGUGUGCGAGGGAAGGGAGGUUGUGUCGGUGCCGUUGGGAUUGCUUACCUACGUAACCUGCGUUAGGGCCCGCUAUGGAGCAUCUGUGUGGUGGAGGAGAGGUUUAUCUCUUUACGCUGCCGAAGCUAAUUGCUCAUUAGUUUGCAUACGGGGUCUUACGUGCCAAUCGGAACUGGGGAUGUGCGCAAUCGUGGACACUGCAGCUCAGAAUACGACGUUCGUUGGGCUGGGUCUUUCGCGGGAAAGUGGAUUGGUUGUGACACAUGGGUUGUGCGUGUUUGGAUGCGACACUUUGCGGCUGUGGUACAUUGGUAGUGUAUAUACUUUGGCCUUCACAAGGAAGCAGCGGAAAACUGUUUUUUGUUGGAUUGCUUCAGGGAGAUGAGCAUUACGGGUUCAGGUGGCGUAUUCAAGGUUCUUUUGGACCUCAGGGGCCAAUAAGAGGAGGUCGAAGCUUGGGUAUCUCUCACCCACGACAUGUUCCAGAUCACGCCACGUUGUUGCCAGGUUGCACGGCUGAACAUACGGUUGCUGCUAUAGCUGUAAUAACAGAAGCAUCUUGGA
Astrephomene gubernaculifera is the source of this 6873-nucleotide messenger RNA. NCBI's taxonomy places the organism in Eukaryota, Viridiplantae, Chlorophyta, Chlorophyceae, Chlamydomonadales, Astrephomenaceae. The record is from the annotation of a GenBank genome assembly.